UCAGUCGAGCGGCGGCUCGCUCGAUGGCCGGCGAGGGGGCUCUUGAGCCGCCGAGAAAGAGCGGUCCCUUUAAUUCUGGAUUCCUCCGCUCCAUUGAAAUGGGAGGAUUUUGGGCGCUUGAUUGGGACGCCCGCGUGGACCAUGGGAUUGAAAACAAGCUCCCAUGAUCGAGGUAUUUCUUCGAGUUCAAUCCAAUGAUAGAAAAGUCAAAAGAGUAACGCCUAUCCAAUCCCUUACCCAUCCAAUUUGCUUUCAUGUUUAUCAUUCGGUGCCGAUUUGCCGUCAGCAAUCUUGUUUUUCACCAUUGUGAUUCAUUGAAGACGAUGAAAUCGGACGCCUCUCAGACUGCAGCGGGAGCCUUUCGGGGCCCUAUCCUCUUUGUGAAAUGACAGAAAAAGGGGACCAAUAUACUCGCCAUUAACACGAAACUUCCUACCUUCCUGUCCGCUGGGGGCUGUCCAACCCUUCUUCAUGUCUAUAUUUUAGCCAAAUGAACAGGGAAAUUUUAGCAGGAACUUUAGGGGUUUGCUUAUUUCUUAUCAGUUAGAUCUUCCGCUGAAGAUUGCGCUAAGGAAACAGUGCUUUGGAACGAGGAUCUACCUAGUUGGCUUUUCUUACGUGGGUUGCUGAUACAAUGAAAAGUGGUUUCAUGAAAGUUCUGAAGGUGGGAGUGUCUUUGACUUAAUUUUGAUGGGUAUCUGCUUUAGUGCCAAAUCUAUAUCAGAAAACGAUGAUAAUACAGGGCAUGCAUUUGUUUGUGCAGGGGUGAAAAAUUCGAAAGAUGAUAAUGAUAGCAGUAACAUAAACGAUAAUGGUAGUGCAAGUAGCAAGAUCUCGUUGGCUUCAGCGCUGCCAGCCCCUCGGAGCGAGGGUGAAAUCUCGCAGUCCUCCAAUUUGAAGAGCUUCUCUUUGGCAGAGCUCAAAGAGGCAACAAGGAACUUCUGUCCUGACAGUGUCCUGGGAGUACCUGCUUCUAGUUCAGUUUUCAAAGGCUGGAUUGAUGAGCAUUCAUUUACUGCUACCAAGCCUGGAACCGGAUUGGGUAUCGCAAUCAAAAGGCUUCACCGAAACAGUUUUCGAGGUCGCGGAGAUUGGUUUGCUGAAGUGAAUUUCCUUGGCCAACUUGUUCAUUCUCACCUUGUGAAAUUGAUUGGCUAUUGCUUGGAAGACGAGCAACAGCUCAUCGUGUCGGAACUUAUGCCUCGAGGAAGUUUGGAUAAUCAUCUGUUCCUUCGGGGCUCAUAUUUUCAACCUCUUUCUUGGGCUCUCCGCUUGAAGGUUGCACUGGGUGCUGCGAAAGGGCUGGCCUUCCUCCACAGUGAUGAAAGAAAAGUGAUCUUCCGUGACUUGAGGACUUCAAUCAUUUUGCUUGAUUCUGACUACAAUGCCAAACUCUCUGAUCUCGGAUUUUCAAAGACACCGGAGAAACAGGGGGUACGAGCAAUGUCUCUACCAGGAUUACUGAGUACCUCAUAUGCAGCUCCAGAAUAUAUUGCGACAGGUCAGGCAACCACAUCAAGUGAUGUUUAUAGUUUUGGGGUCAUUUUACUCGAAAUGUUAUCUGGAAGAAGAGCUAUUGACAAGAAUCGACCAUUUAGAGAACACAAUCUCAUCGAAUGGGCAAGACCCUACCUUGCAAACGAACGGAAGAGUGUUCGAAUAAUUGACGACCGUCUCGAAGGCCAAUAUUCAUUGGAUGCAGCCUAUAAACUUUCUAGUUUGACACUGCAAUGCCUGUCCAUUGACCCCAAGUCGAGACCGAGCAUGAACGAGGUUGUAAUAGAAUUAGAACAACUACAAGAUUCCACAUCCAUUAACAGCAACAGAACUUCGACCCGAAACCACAUGGCUCGUAGGCAUAGCGCUGACGAUGCCAAUACUCUUCGUAGUGCACGUGCCCAUCCUUGGCCACCACCCAUUUCCCCUGAUUACUCAUAAGCAGAUGCAGGUGAUGGUUUUACAACUAAUGUUAGAAACCUGGCUGAUACUUGUUAUAGUUGAAUGGAUAUACUUCUCUUGCUACAGAGAAGGAACGGUCGUUUGAAAUUUUUGUAUGUUUUACAAAUAUACGAUACUCAAAAAGAUGGUGAGAUUCUACAUCA
Messenger RNA from Cucurbita maxima (winter squash), 2102 nucleotides. Its product is annotated as probable serine/threonine-protein kinase PBL9. The record is from RefSeq and is a predicted model, not a curated record. Bases 691 to 1938 code for a protein of 415 amino acids. Gene Ontology annotation, molecular function: ATP binding; protein kinase activity. The transcript has 7 exons. Gene Ontology annotation, biological process: protein phosphorylation. Lineage: Eukaryota; Viridiplantae; Streptophyta; Magnoliopsida; Cucurbitales; Cucurbitaceae.